AUGCAAAUGGAUCGGUCAAAAUCGUUGACUUUGACUUUACAGCUCUCUCAACUCUCAAGUCGUCUCUCUCCCUUUACUAAUAGCUGCCAAUAGCUUCUCUCAAUCUCACCGCACAAUAACACCAUGACUUCUUGCUCCUUCACUCUCUUCAUCUUUGCGGUCAUUAUCUUUCUUCAGUCUUUAAGUUCAACGGGAGCUACCACGUGUCAUCCUGAUGAUGAGGCGGGUCUUUUAGCUUUCAAAUCGGGUAUAACUCAAGAUCCUUCGGGAAUGCUCAGCUCUUGGACGAAAAAUACUUCUUGCUGCUCGUGGAAAGGUAUCACUUGCCUCAACAGCGACCGUGUCACCAACCUCGACCUAGUGGGAUUUUUAAAAAAACCCGAACGCUCCCUUUCCGGUACUCUCUCACCGUCGCUGGCCAAACUUCAGCACCUCAACGUGGUUAGCUUAGGAGAUCAUGGGAACAUCACUGGAUCUUUUCCAAAGUUCCUUCUCAAAUUACCAAAGCUAAGGUACGUUGACAUCCAGAAUAACCGUCUCUCCGGUCCACUUCCGACCAACAUCGGCGUGCUAAACACGUUAGAACAAUUCUUUCUUCAGGGAAAUAAGUUCACCGGUCCGAUCCCGAAUUCGAUAUCAAAUCUAACUCGGUUAUCUUAUCUCAUUUUCGGAGGUAAUCUCUUAACCGGAACUAUACCCUUAGGACUUGCUAAUCUCAAGCUCAUGCAGCAUCUGGCACUCGGCGACAACCGCCUCUCAGGCACCGUCCCAGAAAUUUUCGAAUCAAUGACGUUGCUCAAAUUUCUAGAUCUCUCCCGCAAUGGAUUCUCUGGAAAACUUCCUCUGUCCAUUGCGUCACUCGCACCGACACUCCUAGCCCUCAAGCUGAGCCAGAACAAUCUCUCGGGGGCGAUCCCGGACUAUAUAUCAAGAUUCAACAGGCUCGAAAAGUUGGAUCUCUCCAAGAACCGGUUCUCCGGGGUUGUACCGAAGGGUUUCGUCAAUCUGACCAAUAUUAACAAUCUUGAUCUCUCCCACAAUCUUCUAACUAAUCAAUUCCCUGAAUUGAACGUUAACACCAUCGAAUAUCUUGAUCUCUCGUACAACCAAUUUCAGCUGGAAACGAUUCCACAAUGGGUGACAUCGUUGCCGAGUCUCUUCUUGUUGAAGCUAGCAAAAUGCGGGAUCAAGAUGAGCUUAGAUGAUUGGAAGCCAGCGGAACCCUUGUACUACCAUUACAUCGAUCUAUCGAAAAACGAGAUCUCAGGGAGUCUAGAAAGGUUCUUGAACCAGACAUGGUAUCUGCUGGAGUUUCGGGCGGCGGGGAACAAACUCCAAUUCGAUAUGGGGAACUUGAAGUUUGCAAGGACGCUAAAAACCCUGGAUCUUUCAAGGAACUUGGUAUUCGGGAUGGUGCCGGCGAUGGUAGCUGGUCUGCAGAGACUAAACUUGAGUCAAAACCAUCUUUGCGGAAAGCUUCCAGCUACAAAGUUCCCGGCCAGUGCGUUUGCCGAUAACCACUGUCUUUGCGGCUCUCCACUUUCUCCUUGUAAACUUUAGCGCCAAGAAAACUAUAAUUGGUAUUUGAAUUUAUCGCGACAGUUAACUCCAAAUAAGAUUAUAAAGUAAUUUUAAGAGACUAAGCUCCAUUGCAACGAAAUAUUAUGAAAUAUAAGUUUUUAACACUUCAA
Molecule: messenger RNA, 1691 nt
Organism: Arabidopsis lyrata subsp. lyrata
Lineage: Eukaryota; Viridiplantae; Streptophyta; Magnoliopsida; Brassicales; Brassicaceae
Product: DNA damage-repair/toleration protein DRT100
Exons: 1
Coding region: 124-1560 (478 amino acids)
Molecular function (GO): protein binding
Source: RefSeq, a predicted model, not a curated record